GACCAACCAGGCUGGAGGCAGCAGCGAUGGAGUCUGGAGGAGGCAGCGGUGCAGAUUUAGGGAAAAAUAGAUCUACGAUUGAUGAAGGAGGUGAAGAAGUUGGGUUUUAUGGAAAGGGAAAUAUAUUCUGUGAAAUUGCCUGGAAAUCCAAAGCUUGGUGAAGGGAAACCUGAAAAUCAAAAUCAUGCUAUUAUAUUUACACGUGGAAAUGCAAUACAGACCAUUGAUAUGAAUCAGGAUAAUUACUUUGAGGAUGCUUUGAAAGUGAGAAAUCUUCUUGAAGAAUUUUACCGUGACCAUGGAGUUCGCCCCCCUACUAUUCUUGGUGUUAGGGAGCAUGUGUUUACUGGAAGUGUUUCUUCUUUAGCAUCCUUCAUGUCUAAUCAGGAAUCUAGCUUUGUGACUCUUGGCCAACGUGUUCUAGCAAAUCCUUUGAAGGUUCGUAUGCAUUAUGGUCAUCCAGAUGUCUUUGAUAGACUAUUCCAUAUAACUAGGGGUGGUAUCAGCAAAGCAUCUCACGUCAUAAAUAUUAGUGAAGAUAUUUUUUCUGGCAUUAUCUGGGGUUGGUGAAACGAUUCAAGAAAGAGCAGAUAUAUUUGAUAAUACUGCACUAAAUGCUGCUCUCAAUGCACAGUUUCUUUUUCAGAUUGGUGUAUUUAGUGCAGUGCCAAUGAUUUUGGGUUUCAUCUUGGAACAAGGAUUCCUGAGAGUAUGUUAUUCAUCUCUUGAUUUUCAGCGGUUAUCAUUUAUUCAAAAUGCAGCUAUUCCUUCAAAAAGUUUAUGUUUCGUAUAAUUGUUAUUUAUUUCUUUGGAAAUGAAUGCCAGAUCAUUGU
Molecule: messenger RNA, 833 nt
Organism: Cuscuta campestris
Lineage: Eukaryota; Viridiplantae; Streptophyta; Magnoliopsida; Solanales; Convolvulaceae
Source: the annotation of a GenBank genome assembly